AUGAAUUAUGUUGGUGUUUCAGUCUAGAGAGAUAAAGCAGACAAUUAUAUGAAAUUAAAACUGUUAAAAGACAAAUUCCCUUAGCCAUUUUAAAGACUUUGCACAGCUCAAGAGCAAAAAUAAAGGUCAAAUCCAUUUGAUUAAAAAAGGUACUCUUUGCCCUCCUAGAAUACUGAUGACAGCAAAAUAUCAAAGUAAAUAAUUUCUGUAUCAAAUGAAAGGCCAUUAAGUUAAGUAACUUAAGAUUAAUUGAGCCCUUAGCUCCAAGUAAUCUACGAUUACACAAGUUUUAUGCCACCUAAGUACAGGUUUACUAACUAAUUCAAGUACCAAUUCUAGGAAAAUAAAUUGAAUUAAGCAAUAAAAGCAGCAGAAAAACUAAAGAAAAGAAGGUAAGCAAACAAAAGUUUAAAUUAAAAGAAAAAAAUCUUCUUUGGAACAGAGUAGAGUGAGGAAGUUAAAGCUAAUAUUGAUUCAGCAACACCCAGUGUGAGACAAGCAGAGAGAAGGUAAUCUCUAAUGAUGAGUAUCCAAGCCCCGCCAUAAAUGAUUUAAGUCUCAUAAUUUGAAUUCAAUAAUAAUGGAGAUCUUGUUUAAAAAUAGAAAUAAAUAGUCAAUAAUGAAUCUAGAUUGCUGCAAGCAUUAUAAUCGGAAAAAUCUCCAUUGCACAAAAACAAUCUUGGCUUUGGCUAAGGUUCAAAAAUUGGAUUUACUGUAACUCCUCCAUAAAGUGAUCUUAGCAUUAACAGCAUUAUGAGUACAAAAUAGCGAUCAUCUAGAUUUUUAGCAGACGGUAUUUCAAGAUAUCUUCAUUAAGAUGUGCUAGAAAGGACAUAUUAGAGUAUAACAGAGAAGAAAUUCAAUAGAAUCGCGAUUUAUAUCCAAAGACUCUGGAGAGGUUAUCUAGGACGAAAGAAAUAUAAAUAGAUCCUAAAAGCAUACAAUGAAAAGUAUACAAGAAGUAAGGUAAACUUACUAUUUUCAGAAAUAGAUCUAUGCCUCACUAACCGUAAAGAUAACGCAGAAAUUCUUGAAUAAGAAUAGCUAGCAAUUUAAGCAGCAGAGGAAGAAAAGAAAAUGCUUUAUAUACCUCUAAAGGAUAUCAUUGCGAUAGAGGAAGCAGAUUGGCAUGAUGAAUCCUAAGUUACAAUAAUUAAUGAAAAUUCAACUUCAUCUUAAUAAGCAAGAGAUUAUGAUAACAUAGGAAAUUCUUCUGUCAGAUCAAAUAAUUCAAGUUAGAGAAGAAAUACAGCCUGGAAGAACAUCCCUAUUGUAACAUCAACUUUUAAAAGAAAGCAUGCAGAUUCAAGUAAGUUUUAAGAUUUUUAACUUAACUUCUAACAAGGUAACAUAAAGGACAGACAAGAGCAAAAAAAAGAAGAAAGAUAAUCUUAAUAACUUGCCAAGAAAAGUGUAAGUAUCAAUAACUUAUCAUUAUUUUAAAUAUUACUAAAGGAUUAAUUGUUUGAUAAAACUCAAAGAGAAAUUCAAAAAGUAAUGCUAAAUUAAAAGAAAGAGAGAAAAGCUACUAGUCCUGCGGAGAAAAAACCUAAAGGCAAUAGGAAAAAAGAAGUCAAGAUUGUAGCCAAAUACUAAAAAGUCUUCUACGGCAAAAAGAGAUAAGUUGAUAGUAAGAAGCUUAAUCAAAGCAUGAUAGUCAGAAAGAUGAAAUCAGAUUUAUAGGAAGAAAAGAAAAAAAUACCAUCCUUCUUGUCUAAAUCCAUCGAUUAAGCUAGAGAUAAUUUGAACAAAGAAUGCAUGAAAAUGAUUUCAAAAUAAUGCGCUAAAGCUAUAAAAGAUGAAGCCCAAACAUCCCAAUUAAAUAACAAAAUAAAAAGAAGAAACGGAUAUUUGAAUGCAUCCAGAAUACCAAUGCAAAGAGUGUAGAUAGAGCAUAUGCUUUCUUCAAAAUCAAAGAGAGAGGAGAGCGAUUCUGAUGAUGAUAAUGAUAGCUUUGAUAACUAUGUCUUAGAUGAAUAUGAUGAUGAUGAGGAAUACAAGAAAUAUGAUGAUAUUAAAACACCAAUCUAGGAAAAUUCUUAGUAUGAAUCAAGGUCUUCUCUCUCUAACUAUAAUCAUUAUCACUCUAGCAACUGA
Molecule: messenger RNA, 2097 nt
Organism: Stylonychia lemnae
Lineage: Eukaryota; Ciliophora; Spirotrichea; Sporadotrichida; Oxytrichidae
Source: the annotation of a GenBank genome assembly